Molecule: messenger RNA, 1473 nt
Organism: Bathycoccus prasinos
Lineage: Eukaryota; Viridiplantae; Chlorophyta; Mamiellophyceae; Mamiellales; Bathycoccaceae
Exons: 1
Coding region: 1-1473 (490 amino acids)
Molecular function (GO): protein binding
Source: RefSeq, a predicted model, not a curated record
AUGGCAGACACGAAGAAGAGGAAAGAUAUUUCUUCGUUGGCAAAGAGGAAACCCCGGACGAACGAUGAGUCUUUUGACGAGGACGAUUUAGACGACGGUAAAAUUUCCAACAAAGCGACGAAAAUCUCCGAUGCGCAGCAACAUCAGGUUGAACAAAUAGUAUUAAAAGCGAAACUGGAAUCGAAAGCGAGGUUAAAAUAUGCACACGCAACUGAUAACGAAUUGUGCGAACCGAAAAGAGACGGCCCAGAGGUGAACUUUCCAACGAGUAAAGAAGAGUACGAGGAGUUACGGCAACGACAUUCAAAAGCGGCGGCGAAAACAACAACGAAAGAAGAAAAAGAAGAAGAAGAAAAAGACGAAGAGGAAACGACGACGACGACGAAAUGGGUCCAAUCGUACGACCAGACGCAAGAGGAGUUUUAUUACUUCAACCCGCAAACGAGAGAGACGAGGUGGGAAGAGCCGGAGGAAACGACGAUUAAGAUUGUCAGAGACGAAAGCGCGUUGGCGGAACACAAGAAACGAGCGCUGUUCGCGAGCGUGAGUAAAGAAGAGUUGGAGGAGAUUGAGCGAGAAGCGAGAGGAGAGAUUGGGGGAUCCGGACGAGCAAAAUCGCCACCAUCUCCGACGGGUACGAGCGUCGUCGCGGCAAAUGCGCCGCAAAUGGGAUGGGAGUACGAAGACGAUUCUGGAAAUUGGCAAGGACCGUUCCAAACGGAACAGUUGCAAAUGUGGCGAGCGGCGUUGCCGAUGAAUUUGAAGGUGAGGCAACACGGAACGACAAAAAAGGAAUCUGAUGAGUGCACCUCGUUAGCUUUGUUAUUAGGUGACGCACAUUUAAGGAAAAGAUGCGAAGCGUUAGGUGCGGUAUUACCGUUGAGAUGUACGGCGGUAGAAGCGGAGCAGGUGAUGAUGGCGGCCAUCGCGGCGCGAGAUCGAAUCGCGAAAGAAAAUUUGAACGGGCUAGCCAGCGAUGAUGGAGAUGAAUAUGACGAAGGAGAAGAUAAAAAGAACAACGGCAUAGAAAAACUGAACCGAUGGGCGCAAGCUGCUUUGGAAGGUUUACCGGAAAACGACCGAAUAGAACAAGAAAAAAUAGCCAUGGAGAACGCGACAGGCGUGCGCUCAAGCGCGCGUAUCGACGCGAACGAUGAAGGCGAAGACGCGUCGGAACGGUUCGCCUCUGUUGGUACGUAUAACAAAGUCACCGGUCGCGUCACCGCCGAGGUCAACGAGCUCCUCCAACGGCGUCGCGCGGCUGGUCCACCCGGCGGCGCCGGCGCAGCGUACCGAAACAUUGGUUUAGAAAAUUACAUCGACCCGGCAAAGAUGGACGAGGCCAUGAGAGAGAUUCAAAAAGCUAGACACCAAAAGUUAUCGAGAACGGAAAUCGAAAAAAGAAAAGCGCGAAAGAAGGAGAUGAAAAAGAAACACGGCGAUAACUGGCUCCGCGAAGAUUGGGCCGACUGA